Sorex fumeus (smoky shrew) is the source of this 4897-nucleotide messenger RNA. RefSeq names its product golgi associated kinase 1B (gene GASK1B). The transcript is spliced from 4 exons. Bases 158 to 1720 code for a protein of 520 amino acids. Lineage: Eukaryota; Metazoa; Chordata; Mammalia; Eulipotyphla; Soricidae. The record is from RefSeq and is a predicted model, not a curated record. Gene Ontology annotation, cellular component: Golgi apparatus.
AUCCACUCCAUUCCCAACCUUCAUUCCUACCUCCACCCGUUGUGGACCGACACCUAAGCGAAGGCGACAGUCGGGGGAUUCAGGAAGCCAUGCAUCAUGUCAGCUGGAGCCUACAGCCGACUCUAAACUCAGUUCAACAUGUGGAUGCGGCCGAGAGAUGACCUGUCCAGACAAGCCAGGGCAACUCAUUAACUGGUUCAUCUGCUCCCUGUGUGUCCCGCGGGCGCGCAAACUCUGGAGUAGCAGGCGUCCAAGAACCCGGAGGAACCUUUUGCUGGGCACUGCUUGUGCCAUCUACCUGGGCUUCCUGGUGAGCCAGGUGGGGCGCUCCUCUCUCCAGCACCGACGGGCAGCAGAAAAGGGGCUGCCCAAGCUCAGCGACCCCAACGCUGAGCCCCCCUUCCCAGAGAUCCCCUUAGACGGGACCCUUGCCCCUCCCGAGUCGCAGGGCAAUGAGUCCACGCUGCAGCCCAACGUGGUGUACAUUACCCUACGCUCCAAGCGCCGCAAGCCCUCCAACAUCCGGGGCACGGUGAGACCCAAGCGCAGGAAGAAGUAUGCAGUGGGGUCUCCGGUCCCUGGACAGGGGUUGCUGGACCCUUCUCUCCCGCUGCAGGAAGCUCUGGGAGUCGCUGAGGCCGAAAGGCGUGGGUACGUCCAGGGAGGAAACCCGGCCAAGCUUGGAGAACCACCCUGGAGGUUGCUCCGGGGUCCUGGAGGGCCGGGUGGGGCCUCAAAUCUGCACCCUGCCAAGGUCAAGGAGAGCAACAUCAGGAUCUACAGCGAGAGCGCCCCCGCGUGGCUGAGCAAAGAAGACCUCCGCAGGAUGCGCCUUUUGGCCGACGGGGCGGUCACAGGGUUCCAGGCAGUGUCCUCCAAGAGUGGAGUGAUCUUGCUGGUGCUGGAGCCCAGCGCUGCUGGCCCCGGGCCCGCCUGUGGUCCUAGUAGCCCCUGCGGACUGCUCAAGCAGCCUUUGGACUUGAGUGAGGUGUUUGCCUUCCACCUGGACAGGAUCCUGGGCCUCAACCGCACGCUGCCUUCCGUGAGCCGGAAAUCAGAGUUCAUCCAAGAUGGCCGCCCGUGCCCUGUCGUUCUCUGGGACUCCUCUUGGUCUCCAACAAGUAAUGACACUCACUCAUCUGUCAAGCUCACAUGGGGGGACUACCAGAAGCUGCUGAAGCAGAAAUGUUGGCAGAAUGGCCGAAUACCCAAGCCAGAAUGGGGGUGUACUGAAAUACAUCACCAUGAGUGGUCCAAGAUGGCACUCUUUGACUUUUUGUUACAGAUUUAUAAUCGCUUAGAUACAAAUUGCUGUGGAUUCAGACCUCGGAGGGAAGAUGACUGCGUGCAGAAUGGACUAAGGCCAAAAUGUGACGAACAGGAUUCAGUAGCUCUAGCACAUAUUAUCCAGAAAAAGCAUGACCCAAGGCAUUUGGUCUUUAUAGACAAUAAAGCCUUCUUUGACAGAAGUGAAGAUAACCUAAACUUCAAGUUGUUAGAAGGCAUCAAAGAGUUUCCCGAAUCUGCAAUUUCUGUUUUGAAGAGCCAGCACUUAAGGCAGAAACUUCUUCAGUCCCUGUUUCUUGAUAAAGUUUACUGGGAAAGUCAAGGAGGUAGACAAGGGAUCGAAAAGCUGAUUGAUGUAAUUGAGCAGAGAGCCAAAAUUCUUCUUACUUACAUCAAUGCACAUGGGGUGAAAGUCUUACCUAUGAAUGAAUAACAGAAGGAUUUUCUGGCUAGAAUACUUAGAUGUUUUUGUUUUUGUUCUGAAAAUCUGACACCUCAGGUCCUCUUAGGAAAGAGGUACAGUAGAUGAAUACAUAAGUGAAUUUAACCAAAUAUGUGUGAUGGACCUGAGCACUGAAAGUAGACUUAAAAGCUUUAGCAAGUAUACUAAAGUAGUUGUUUAUAUUUCACUCUCACACCAUGCCACAGGAGUCUAGCCUCUAUUUACAAAAGGGUUUUGAUUACUACUCAAGCUAGUGUUGAUGAAAUAUUUGUCAGUGAAAAAAGAGAUACUACUUCCAUUUAUUAUUAUAGUUUAGGCCAUUUUCUCAGAUUGUGGCCAAAUUCUGAUAGGAAUAGUUCUUGGUGCUUGUUUGUCACUAAUUGUUAAAAUAUUGCAGUCCAAACAUUACUCAGUGACAACUCUAUAUUGGACUGGAAACAUGAUAUGUGAAAGCUUCAGCACUUACAGUAUGUUAAGUAGAGUUGUCAGGUUAUUUGUAAAACCACGUGUUUGUGGUUGUUUUACAUGUCUAUCUAUCCACAUACAUAUCUAUAUACAUUUAUGGAUAGAUAGAUAAAUAGAUUCUACUCUAUAAAAGAUUAUCUGAAUCUGUGCUGCAAGAAUCAUAAUUUUGUUGGCUUUGGACCAUGCCCAACAAUGCUCAGGGGCAACUCCUGGCUCUGUGCUCAGGACCACUUCUGGUAGUGCUCUGGGGACCAUAUGUCAGGGAUCAAACCUGGGUCAAUCAUAUGCAUAAGAACUCUACUGUUGUGCUAUCUCUCCAACACCUCUUUGUGUAUAUUGCAAGAAUCAUUUUUACAGAACUUUUUGAAAUUAAUUGGUUCCUAAUAUGGGUAUCAUCUAAAACUGACUCUGUGUAUGGUAGUAGUUUGUUUUCUCACUCUUGGUCCAAUUUCUACCUAGAAACUUAUAAAUUAAACAACAUGAAGCUAGCAAGUUCCUAUGUAAAACCACAUCAUAUAAUAUCUCUUAUUUUUAAUGGAUACUUUAAAAAAUGCUUAUUCUUAACAAAAAUAUAAUAUAAUAUCUAAGUUGUUUUAAAUGUUAGUGUUCUUCUCUUCAUUUAAUCUGAUUUGGUUGAUAUGUCCCAGAGAUUGGCAAUAGGAUCAGAUACUGGCUGAGUUUAAAAAUAGUGUCAAGUAUUCCAGUAUGAGAAGUAAGGGCAAAAUAAAUUAAACCCUUCCUGAUAAAAUUUCCUCCAUGAAAACACAUGACCAGUUCUAAAAUAGCAAACUGGAAUAUCAUAAACCCUUAGUUUAUUCUCCCCAAACUCUCUAUAUCAAAUUUUUAAUUAGGAAGAAGGUAGAUGGAUAUUUAGUAUUAUGCAUUGUACUAGGAUUUUGUGUCCUUAGAAUGUAACUAUGAUAAUCACACAUGCUAGAUAUUCAAAUAAAGUUCUAAUUCCUAGAGAAUAUAAUCAUUACCCUCCAAACCCCACUUUACACUUAUCUAAAGGCUGACUUACAGACUUUUUUCCCUGAAAGUUUAUAGACAGUUUAAAAUGUUGAUCAUACAUGGUCUAGUAUCUUUUUAAUUCUUAAUUUUUGCUAAAUUACACUCCCAUUUUGAUGUUCUAUGGCUAACUCUGUAUCAUUGAGAAUAAGAACAAUUAAAAACCAUUAUAAUAAAGGUCUGGAGAGAUGGAACAGUGGGUGAACUGCCCAACUUAAACGCAGUCACCCAGGUUCAAUCCCUGGCACCCUAUGUGAUCCUCUGAGUCUUGUUAGGAGUGAUUCCUAAGUUCAGAAAUAAGCUGAGUACUGACAUAUAUUCCCCCCAAAACCAAAAUAAAGAUAUUAUAGUAAGUUAUAGACAUAUCGUGAUACCCAAAUUUUGAAUAUAUAAAUAUAUUCAAAUUUAUACAAAUUUAUGAAAAUGGAAAAUCACAAUAACAUGUCAGUAGUAGAGAAAAUGGAGUCAGGAAAGAAAAGUAAUUUUAUCAUGAAAUUAUUACUUCUCUGGACACCCUGGUAGCACCCUUAAUCAAUUAAUUAUUGAUCUUUCGACCAUUUUUACCUCUUCCCAUGUUUUGUUUUUAGACUGCAGUGUCUCCCUGUAGUCCAAUAUAACCAGAAUAUUGCAGUGUUCCGAUUCUCUUGAGUCUUCUUGCUCAUCUGGGCACCUCCUCCCUUCUCCUGCCCUGCCUAUUGAAUUAGCAUUUGUUUCAUUGUUUGUUGUUUUGGGGUCUCCCUAGGAGUGUUCAGGAGGCCUUUAGGUGCUCCUUCCAGAGAUUCUCAGCCCAGUGGGCCCACCAUUCCAUUCAAGAGCCGGGGUGUUGCUCUGGCCCCGUGGUGCUGGGAGACCCACAGGUGCUAACGGUUCCCAGUGCUGCUUGCAGUGAUGCUCAGGGAACCAUAUUGUCACAAAACUUCUGCCUUAGUGUCUGCACUAUAGCUCUGGCUCCCGAAUUAGCAUAUUUAUGAGAAGUCUGCCUAAUAAGAACUUGGAGACCCAAAUUACACCGACUAAGCUACUGACUUGAAAUAACUCUGUCAAAUUGUCUAACAGCUUGUCUUGUCAAGAUAUCAUCACACCUUGCUUUAUCAAGGUAGCAUAUUUCCAUUUGAAUGUGAUUUUCAGGAAUGAUGCACUUUGGGUCCGAUUUUGGGAUAUUGGGGGUGGGAUCCUUAGAAGUGAGCUUAAAUUUUUAUGCCUCAAGAUACACUACUUUGGUGCAACUUGGGUCGGUUUAUAGGAGAGCCCAUGUGAGUCUGAAUUCAUUACCUUCAGUUAUUCCAAAGGGUUUAAUAGUAAAUGAUAGAACCAGAAACACAUGCUUAGUUUAAUAAUUUUUUACAGUGUAUUUUGUUAGUGUAAUCAGUGAAUAAUUCAUGCUAUGUUAUUUUUUGCAUAACAGAUAACUAAAGGCCAGGCUUUUAAUUCUAGCAAACAAUGCUCUAUUUUUUUCUCCUGCUGAAAUAAUUAGAAUACUCAGUGCAUUUCAGAUGAUCUCAGAUUAUUCCAUGGUUUGGUUCACAUAAGCAUAUUAGGUGAUAAAUUUAUGAUAAUUUAUAAUGAUAAAUUUAAAAUAGAACAACUAUCUUUGCAGUCAUACAAAUGCUUUUUCUCGUGUGAUUUAUUUUCUCGACGUUGAUGUUACUAAAACGAAUACUUAUCUUAAAAUCUGUAAUAAAAUAUUGGAAAAUA